AUGGCGAUUGGCCUGGCAGCUCUGGGGCUCCUCGCUUUCCUGCUCGGCUGCUCCGGAACCUUUGCCGAACCCCAAAACUCCAAGUCGCGCGUCAAGUGCUCCCUCACCGGCAGAUGGGAGGAUGACCGUGGCUACAGCAUGGAGAUCGACAGCGUCAGUGACACGGGGCUGUUCAGAGGCACCUUCUAUUUCGAUACGACACUUAUGCCUUACAUGUUUUCAAACCCGCUGCUGGGCAUCCAGCAUCAGGGGCUCCCGCCCAUCUUUGGCUUCGCCGUCCUCUAUGAUAGUGAAAUCGUUCAGUUUUUGUUGUGGAAUCGAAGACACGUGACAGGACCCAGAGCCGUCUUUGUGGGCCUGUGUCUGGUGGACUGGAAGGGAAAGGAGCAGCUGAGGACAACCUGGCUGCGGCGUGAGCCCCCGGAAUCCGAGGGAAAGGAUUGGGGGGCGGCCUGGGCUGGCUCCAGCAUCUUCUACCGCACAGAGUGGUGA
This is a messenger RNA of Protobothrops mucrosquamatus (brown spotted pit viper), 492 nucleotides long. RefSeq names its product avidin-related protein 1-like. The record is from RefSeq and is a predicted model, not a curated record. Gene Ontology annotation, molecular function: biotin binding. NCBI's taxonomy places the organism in Eukaryota, Metazoa, Chordata, Lepidosauria, Squamata, Viperidae. The transcript is spliced from 3 exons. The coding region runs from base 1 to 492 and encodes 163 amino acids.